AAGAAGAAGAAGCAAAAAUCGAAGAAGAAGAAACAAAAAAAGAACAAGUCGAAGCAAAAACAGUGGACGAGUACAACUUAUAUUUGUUACAUUUGAAAGUGUCUCCACUCCCAGGACAACAGUUUGCUUCAUUAAUCUUCGUGUGUUUCAACCAUGGAGAAGACGUUCAGCCGGUGGAAGAAACAGUGUCUGAACAAGCUGGACCAGAGCAAGAAAGGCAGUGUGGAUGAAGAUGUUCAACCUCUUGUGUCUCUGCUCAGCAGCUGUGAGGAGUUCUUCACCACCAGCUCCUGCUCCGGAAGGAUCAUCCUCAUCGACGGGGCUCCAGACAGCUGUGAAGUCCAAAAACAAAACUGCGUCUGGCUGUUCGUCUCUCACCACAAGUGCACCUUCGAAGAUCUGAUGUCUGGCCUGAGCAGGUCCAGCGGGGACGCGGUGUUGAAGUUUGAGCCCGCUGUGCUUCACGUUCAGUGCCGGAGGCUGGAAGACGCUCAGCUGCUGCACUCGGUGGCCAUCAACUCAGGCUUUAAGAACUCUGGACUCACUGUUGGCAAGACUGGAAAGAUCAUCUCGGCUGUCCGGAGCACCCAUGGUCUGGAGGUUCCUCUGAGCCACUAUGGAAAGGUUCUCGUUGAUCCCGACUACAUCCACUUUUUGACACAAGUAGCCAAUCAGAAGAUGGAUGAGAACCUCAGGAAAAUACACAGGUUCUAUCAGAACCUCCAGUCAGCCUUGUCAGCGGCGAGACCUUCCCCCUCAGACUGGUCCAGCUCACAAGAAAUACAAAAGCCCCAACACGUAAGGACGGAGGAGGAAGAGGGGGAAAAGGAGGAGAGGAACAAAGCAGAUGUGUAUCAACGGAGGAAGAGGAGACGGCGUGAACGUGACGGUUACCAUGGUGACAGUAACAGCAGUCCCCCCAUCAACUUGUGACUCUGCACACAUCGUGGACUUAAAUUAGGAGUUAACAAAAAACUGAGCGCAGACUGUUCAGUUUCUCGGUGAAGAAGGAGAGACAGAGAAAAUCUCCACGGCAACUAAUUCCACUUUGCAUUUUCAAGGACAUUUUCCAAACUUGUCGUCGAGCUACCUGCUGAGC
This is a messenger RNA of Nematolebias whitei (Rio pearlfish), 1099 nucleotides long. It is a transcript of the gene tyw3, whose product is annotated as tRNA-yW synthesizing protein 3 homolog (S. cerevisiae). NCBI's taxonomy places the organism in Eukaryota, Metazoa, Chordata, Actinopteri, Cyprinodontiformes, Rivulidae. Gene Ontology annotation, cellular component: cytoplasm. Gene Ontology annotation, biological process: tRNA methylation. The record is from RefSeq and is a predicted model, not a curated record. Gene Ontology annotation, molecular function: tRNA methyltransferase activity.